Messenger RNA from Lineus longissimus, 2682 nucleotides. RefSeq names its product ATP-binding cassette sub-family E member 1-like. The transcript has 15 exons. Gene Ontology annotation, biological process: ribosomal subunit export from nucleus; translational termination; translational initiation. The record is from RefSeq and is a predicted model, not a curated record. Gene Ontology annotation, molecular function: iron ion binding; ATP binding; ribosomal small subunit binding. The coding region runs from base 165 to 1988 and encodes 607 amino acids. Lineage: Eukaryota; Metazoa; Nemertea; Pilidiophora; Heteronemertea; Lineidae.
UGCGCCAUCUUGGCCAAAUCGCACAUUUUUCUCGAUUUGCCGGCUUGAAAAAAAAUCAUAUCUAUGGUGCAUUGUCAAGUCUCUGAUUCACUUUAGAAGGCGACCAAACAGAAGCACCAUUAGUAUAGGUGAGAUUGACGAAAAUGCGUGAAAAUCACUGAAAGAUGGCUCUAAAGGACAAUAAAAAGGAGCAGGAGAAGCUGACUCGUAUUGCCAUUGUCAGUACUGACAGAUGUAAACCGAAGAAAUGUAAACAAGAGUGCAAGAAAUCUUGUCCAAUUGUUAGAGGAGGCAAGCUUUGCAUAGAAGUAACACCAGCUGACAAAAUCGCUGUUAUAUCUGAAGAACACUGCAUUGGUUGUGGUAUUUGUACGAAAAAAUGUCCCUUUGAGGCAAUAACAAUUAUCAAUCUUCCCAGUAACUUAGAAAAAGACACUACACAUCGGUAUAGUGCCAAUUCUUUUAAACUCCAUAGAUUGCCAACACCUCGAUCAGGAGCUGUCUUGGGAUUGGUUGGUACAAAUGGUAUAGGAAAAUCAACAGCGCUGAAAAUCUUGGCGGGAAAACAAAAACCUAACUUAGGAAAAUUUGAUGCUCCACCAGAUUGGCAAGAAAUUCUCAUUCACUUCAGAGGCUCAGAACUUCAGAAUUACUUCACCAAAAUCUUAGAAGAUGACUUAAAGGCAAUCAUCAAACCGCAGUAUGUUGACCAGAUACCCAAGGCUGUCAAGGGUUCCGUAAAGGAGAUGUUAGACAAGAAGGACUGUGGCAGGCAGGAUUUCAUUUGUGAGGCCCUAGAUCUAAAUCAUGUAAAAACGCGUCAAAUUGAUGAGUUGUCUGGAGGAGAGUUGCAAAGGUUUGCCUGUGCCAUGGUCUGCAUUCAGGAUGCUGAUAUAUUCAUGUUCGACGAACCGUCUAGUUAUUUAGAUGUAAAACAACGUUUACGGUGUGCCGUCACGAUACGAACGUUGUUGGCUUCAAACAAGUAUAUCAUUGUUGUAGAACAUGACUUAUCCGUGUUGGACUAUCUCUCUGAUUAUAUUUGUUGUCUUUACGGAGUUCCUGGUGCUUAUGGAGUAGUCACGCUACCUUCAAGCGUACGAGAAGGUAUAAACAUAUUCUUGGACGGCUUCGUACCAACAGAGAAUCUGCGUUUCCGAGAAACGGCGCUUGUAUUCAAGGUUUCUGAAACGGCAUCAGAGGAGGAGGAGGUGAAGAAAAUGAGGCGUUAUGAUUAUCCACAGAUGGUAAAAAGAAUGGGAGUGGGUUUCAAGUUGACUGUUGAACCAGGGGCCUUCACAGAUUCUGAAAUCGUGGUGAUGCUUGGAGAAAAUGGAACCGGAAAGACGACAUUUAUUCGAAUGUUGGCUGGGCGGUUACAACCCGAUGAAGGAGGUAAAUGUCCCAACCUGAAUGUGAGCUACAAACCACAGAAGAUCAGUCCCAAAUCUGAGGGCAAUGUGCGGAACCUGCUUCACGCCAAGAUUAGAGAUGCCUACAUGCACCCGCAGUUCAUGACAGACGUCAUCAAACCACUGUCGCUAGACUCGCUCUACGACCAAGAGGUCCAGAACUUGUCAGGAGGAGAGUUGCAGCGUGUGGCGCUGACGUUGUGUUUGGGUAAACCUGCCGAUGUUUACCUGAUUGAUGAGCCGUCUGCUUAUCUUGAUUCUGAACAGCGUCUCCAAGCAAGUAAAGUCAUCAAAAGGUUCAUCCUCCAUGCCAAGAAGACCGCCUUUGUUGUCGAACACGAUUUCAUCAUGGCUACCUACCUUGCUGAUCGUGUCAUCAUGUUUGAGGGUCAACCCUCUAUUGAUACUGUUGCUAACAGUCCACAGUCUUUGCUCGCUGGUAUGAAUAAGUUUCUCAACUCGCUCGACAUCACGUUCAGGAGAGAUCCAACCAACUUUAGACCAAGAAUCAACAAGCUCAACUCGGUCAAGGAUACGGACCAGAAACGCAACGGAAACUACUUCUUUUUGGAAUGAGAAACUCGCCAGCCAAGACAACGCUUUGGUCAAGAACGCUGGUGGAUGGUCAAUAUGCAAGAUAUUAUGGGGGGAGGUGACUUGCUUGAAGAUGACAUCUGCGUCAUGGGAUUCGAAUUAUGGUUGGGUUGAAACUGUGCAACUGGAGCCUAGGUUUUGGGUGUAGUUUGAUAAAGUGGAACUACGUACAUGUACAUGUAUUAUCCGUGAGACGAUUUGAGUGAAUUCUUGACUGAAGUGUUUUCAACACCAAAUGUGCUUAUGCGAAGAUACAUUUGUAAUUUUAAAAGACAGUUGUGGUUAAUAUGCAGAGAAUUAGUUGAAACUUUACCCGAAAAGAAAUAUUUAUUGGUGAUUCAUGUACAUGCUUCUUGCAUGGGUGGGGGUAGAUGCCUCAUGAUAUGCAAACGCCAGUUACUUUAGUAAGUUUAUUUUAUUGAUCAUAUUUGAGCUUUGGGUUAUAAAAAAAUAUAUGUACAAAACUUGUUAAGAAAUGGAAUGAAAUUCAGACAAGUUUUCAGUCAAAAGCUGGGACAAAUCAGGUCUGAAAUAAUGUGAUUGUGAUAUUCUUAAAAUGUUCCUGUUUAGAUGUAUCGAAACCAGUGCUGCGAUCUGAAAUGAUAACAAUUAAAUAUCAUGAUGGCUAUGGCAAAUGUGUUCAUAUGAUUUGUUGGAAUAAAGUCAUAAAUUUCAC